Messenger RNA from Pestalotiopsis fici W106-1, 3279 nucleotides. Its product is annotated as exocyst complex component sec8. Lineage: Eukaryota; Fungi; Ascomycota; Sordariomycetes; Amphisphaeriales; Sporocadaceae. The record is from RefSeq and is a predicted model, not a curated record. The transcript has 2 exons. Bases 1 to 3279 code for a protein of 1092 amino acids. Gene Ontology annotation, biological process: Golgi to plasma membrane transport; exocytosis. Gene Ontology annotation, cellular component: exocyst.
AUGGCAGACCGGUACGGCGCCUCAUAUCGCAACGGCGACACCAACAACAACGGCUAUGGUUCUUACGGAAGACGGGCCCCACGGCCACCGCCUAUUGAGCAGGAAGAAGAUUACGAUCCCUUUGGCGGCGACGGCUUCGCGGGCGGCGAUCGAUACGGUACUCCCCCUCAGCAGAUGAGCUCGAGACGACCGCCCCCUCGAAACGGCGGAUAUGGCGGUGCAGGCAUCGCCGCCAACAGUUAUGGCAACUCCUCGGCCUCGAGGCUGCAGCGCGCCCAGGAGUCGAGUGCCGAGCGAAGAAUAGCAGAGGUCCUCGAGCGCGUCAAGGAGGACUGGCCAGCGCUCUGCGAACCCGACUGCAUACCUGCCUCGCUGGCCCUCCAGCUCCUCGACAAUAGCUCCGUAGGUAGAGCGCACGAGUACCCGAAUUUUCAAGAAAUGCACCAGUACCUACAGGAUUCCCUCAAGGGUAUUGUACAUGAGCAUCACCAGGGCUUCAACAGUUCCAUCGGUACAUUCCACAAGAUCCAAGGGAGCAUCCAGGCCUCGCAGAAGCGGGUGCGGGCCCUAAAGGACUCGCUCGUCGGGUCGCGGGCUGCGCUCGGCACCUCGGACCCUGAGCUGAAGAAGAUGUACAAGACUUCUCAGACGUAUGAUGAAGUGCUGCAGACGCUUAAUGAGUUGGAAGACUUGAGGCAGGUGCCAGAUCAGCUAGAGGCACGGAUCUCCGAGAAACGAUUCUUGACCGCUGUGGAAGUUCUACAAACUGCGCUACGUAAGCUCAGGAAGCCGGAGCUUGAUGAUAUUGGAGCUCUGAGCGAACUUCGUGGCUACCUUGCCAACCAGGAAACCGCAUUGAUGGACAUUUUGAUUGAGGAGUUGCAUGAACAUCUCUAUCUGAAGUCGCCAUAUUGCCAAGAACGGUGGCAGAGUCUCUCAAAAAAUCAUGGUGCUUUCAGCAGCGGCAAUUACGGAGACCAAGAUGUAAUCACACCGUUUCACUAUGUCCUAGACUCAAUGGAGCUCGAGACACAGCUUGCCGAGGACCCAGCCAAGAACCCGGAAGCAGACACCUUCUGGUACGUUCAAUUGUUGGUAGAGUCCUUGAACAAACUCGGUCGUUUGGAAGGCGCUGUGGAUACAUUAAAACAAAGAUUGCCUGUUGAGCUGUUUUCGGUCGUCAACGAAACGAUCAACGAGGUGGACCAGAGACACCCGAGCUCGCUCCGAGGCGGUGCUUCGAAUGCUGAGGGCUUGCACAUAUAUGGCAGUCGUGAGACCCAGAUGCGGGCAGAUGUUAUUUAUGACUUGCUCUGGACUCUGUACGGCAAGUUCGAGGCAAUUUCUGAAGGGCACCGUGUAUUCCAUGAGACCAUCAAGGCGCUUAUCAAGCGAGAGGGUUCCGGAAACAACAGUUCCUUGCUUGGAAGCUUCAAAGAGCUAUGGAACCUGUACCAGAACGAGAUUCGCUCUCUCCUCCAUAAUUAUGUCACGACCGAUGCAGACGUUUAUCACUUUAACUCGUCACCUAAACUGGGUGGGAAUAUGAACGGCGGCAAGAUUGCGGGAAGAGAUAACUUAUUCAAGUUCUCAGAGGCGGAUCCUAAAUCUAUUGAAAUGACGACCGAGUACGAUGCUUUGGAUGGUAUCAUUCAAGCCGCCGUCCCGGGUCUAACCUCGGAUACCCGCAAAACAAAAGAUUCGGAGAAGAAGGCAGGUAGAGACCAGAGGAAGAGCGCAAAUACUGGAGCCUUUGAGAACAGGCAAGGCCCUGGAUCAUAUAAAUCAUUGGUCGAACCCAGUGUGUUCAACAUGAGUCUCCUUCUGCCUCCGACAUUGGUCUUUCUGCAGAGGCUCAAGGUCAUUGUGCCGCCAGGCUCAGAUCUGGCUGCAAGUACUUUGACAUCUUUCCUCGAUAACUUCCUGGUCAAUGUCUUCCAGCCGCAACUUGAUGAAACCCUGGCAAAGCUCAGCGACAACAUCUUCGCGGAGAUAGACACAUUCCAAGAAGACCCAGACUGGAGUACAAUAUCUCGAAGACCUAUCUUUAGGGGGACGACACAAUUUUUCACGGUGGUCACCGCGUUCUGUCAAAUGCUUGACACCAUCCCUCACGACCAAGCACUCAGCUCCUUGAUCAUUUCGCAAAUGAACAGAUACUAUGAGCGUUGCUUUGCCUGGUUCAAAUCACUGGUUGCCAAGGCUCACGAAGUGCCCUCGGCUGCACAGGAAUUACGCUUUUCUGCCCAGCUUGCUACCACAGAAGGCGAGCUCCAGGAAACGGCCAAGAAACUCUGGGCACUCGAAUCACCAGACCGUGAACUUAUCGAGACCGAAGUCAGCCUGCUGAUCUCGCAGACAAGCGAGCGCACUUUGGGUCCAAGCGACAUUGUUCAGGACCGAGACGUUAUAUCAUCGCUAUGUCUGCUGUAUACGAGCAUGAAGUGGCUAAAUGUCAAGAUUGGCGGCUUGAGAUAUAUUACACAUCAAGACACAGACUCUUCACGACCUGUUCUACCCAGAAACCAAAACCGACGCUGGACCUUGCUCAAUGAUCCGAAGAAGGCUGUCGGCGAUCGAAAUGGUCCUGUGUACCUGCCAAUGACGCAGGAAACAGUCCAAUCAUUUGACAGUAUAGUCACUUCUUAUGACGACCUAGCCAGCACGGUUCUUUUGACAUUGCACAUGGAGGUACGCUGUCGCACAGUGUACUCACUUGCAGCGACUCUCUCGCCCAUCACGGCACCAUACGUGCUGCCUCUUGACCAAGAAAUCAAGGAACCGGACCAGACAAUAUUGUCGUUGAAUUCGGAGCUCGUAGCCUAUGACGAGACAACAGUGCGGUUUUUGCGGGAGCGUGAGAUUGGCUUCAUUCGUACCGGCGUUGGAUUGCUCAUCAAUAGCUACCUAGUCGGCAAAGCCCUACAGACUCAGCCCAUGAACGCCAGUGGCUGUAGCCGCAUGAAGCUCAAUAUCCUCGUCCUGCAGCAGAAUCUUAAGAACAUCGAGGGCGGUAUUGAUCUAGCUCGUGCGGCCAACUACUACUCGCUCUUUGAAGCGGGACCAGACGGUAUCAUUGAGAAAGCCAAGGCGGACAAGGAAAGGGGCCCAGAUGCCAUUCCAGCCGAGGAGAAAUUCAGCUAUGACGAGCUCAAGGCCAUGGUGGAGCUUUGCUACAGUGAGCAGCUGGCGAACCCAGAGCGCGGUAUUGCAGCAGCGGCGAAGAGGCAAAUGGGCGAGAAAAACCUGGCGCUGAGUGAAUACGCGUGGCAGAACUAG